Sporothrix brasiliensis 5110 is the source of this 1734-nucleotide messenger RNA. Its product is annotated as pyruvate decarboxylase. The record is from RefSeq and is a predicted model, not a curated record. Gene Ontology annotation, molecular function: magnesium ion binding; carboxy-lyase activity; thiamine pyrophosphate binding. The transcript has 3 exons. Lineage: Eukaryota; Fungi; Ascomycota; Sordariomycetes; Ophiostomatales; Ophiostomataceae. Bases 1 to 1734 code for a protein of 577 amino acids.
AUGUCUGGCGCACAAGCCCCCGACAUCCGCACCCAGACGCUUUCGACGCCGGUGGACGUGGCCGAAUAUCUUUUCACCCGCCUGCGCCAGUUUGGUAUCCGCUCCGUUCACGGUGUGCCCGGCGACUACAACCUCGUGGCCCUCGACUACAUCCCCAAGUGCGACCUCAGCUGGGUCGGCAGCGUCAACGAGCUCAAUGCCGCCUACGCAGCCGAUGGCUAUGCCCGCGUCAAGGGCGCGGCUGCCUUGGUCACGACUUUCGGCGUCGGCGAGCUGUCGGCCCUAAACGGUGUUGCCGGUGCCUAUGCCGAACAGGUCCCUGUUGUCCACAUUGUCGGCUGUCCCUCUACCAUUGCCCAACGCCAUGGCAUGCUGCUGCACCACACAUUGGGCAACGGCGACUUCAAUGUGUUUUCCGACAUGAGCAAGCACGUCAGCUGCGAGCUUUCCAAACUGGUGAACCCUAGCGAAAUCGCCGACCAGAUCGACCACACCCUGCACCAGUGUUGGCUCCACAGCCGACCCGUCUACAUUAUGCUGCCCACCGACAUGGUCCAGAAGAAGGUUGAGGGCGACCGGCUACGUACACCGAUUCGUCUCGAGGACCACGAGAACGAGCCAGAGAGCGAGGACUAUGUUGUGGAUGUCGUUCUCAAAUACUUGCACGCCGCCAGAAACCCCGUUAUUUUGGUCGACGCGUGUGCCAUUCGCCACCGUGUUAUCGACGAGGUUCACAAACUCAUUGAAAAGACCAGGCUGCCGGUAUUCGUCACUCCCAUGGGCAAGGGUGCUGUCAACGAGGAGCACUCGACGUAUGGCGGUGUAUAUGCUGGCGUUAGCUCCCACGCCGACGUCAUCAAGCAUGUCGAGGGAUCCGACCUGAUUCUCUCCAUCGGAUCCCUCAAGAGUGACUUCAACACCUCGGGGUUCUCGUACCGCACAUCGCAGCUUCGGACAAUUGACUUCCACAGCACCUACACUGCCGUGCGUUAUUCUCACUAUCCCGGUGUUGGUAUGCGCGGCGUGCUCCGGAAGGUGAUUGACCGCGUUGACCCCAGCAAGCUCAAUGCCCAGCCCAUUGAGCACAAGCAACCCGUCUUGGAGAAACCAGAGGCGUCCGGUACCAUUACGCAGUCUUGGUUCUGGCCAAGAAUCAGUAGCUUUCUUCAAGAGGACGAUGUCAUCGUCACUGAGACGGGCACAGCCAAUUUUGGCAUUUGGGAUACCGUGUAUCCUAAAGGCGUCACUGCCCUGAGCCAGGUCCUUUGGGGAAGCAUUGGGUGGUCGGUCGGUGCCACCCAAGGUGCAGCUCUCGCCGUGAAGGAUAUGGGCGCCAACCGCCGUACGAUCCUUUUUGUCGGAGAUGGGUCCUUCCAGCUAAGCGCCCAAGAAUUGAGCACAAUGAUUCGCAGCAAGCUCAACCCCAUCAUUUUCCUGAUUUGCAAUGAUGGAUUCACCAUUGAGAGGUAUAUCCACGGCAUGGAUGCCGACUACAACGACAUUUCGGCGUGGAAGUUCAAGGACCUAGUCACCGUCUUCGGUGGCACAGAGAAGAACACAGCUAAAUUCCAGGUCAAGUCCGUUGCUGAGCUUGACCACCUCCUAGCUGACAAGGAUUUCAUUGCCGCAAAACGUCUUCAGUUCGUGGAACUAUAUAUGCCUAAGGAAGACGCACCGAAGUCUCUUGUGUUGACGGCAGAAGCUAGUGCAAAGACAAAUUCCAAGACGGAGUAG